AUGGUAUUUCUCGCCCUGUACAUGACCACAGACAAACGUAUUCGUAGGCAUGCAGUGACUCGUAGGCUCAUCACAGUGUUUCGAAUGGGCUCUGAGGGACAGCAGGAUAUCGAGAUGUCCAUCCUCACCGCUCUGCUCAAAGGGACAAACGCUUGUGCCACAGAUCAGCUGAGUCUGGCUCUGGCCUGGAACAGAGUCGACAUCGCACGCAACCAGAUCUUUGUCUACGGACUCCACUGGCCGCCGGUGAUUGGAAUGGCGAGUGACCGUCCCAAAAGCCCUGGAGCUGCUCAGCGCGUGGUGACUGUGGCCGGGAAGUGGAAAGCCAAAGGGAAGAAAAACAAAGCCAAAGAAAAACCUGAACCCCCCAAAGAGACAGACCCACGCAAACUGGAGCUGCUCAACUGGGUGAACGCUCUGGAGCAGUCUAUGAUGGACGCUCUGGUGUUGGACAGAGUCGACUUUGUCAAACUUCUGAUCGAAAACGGAGUCAACAUCCACCACUUCCUCACCAUCCCCCGACUGGAGGAGCUCUACAACACGAAACUAGGACCUCCCAACACGUUGCACUUUGUGGUCAGAGACGUAAAGAAGGGGAACCUUCCUCCGGAUUACCAGAUCACAUUGAUUGACAUCGGUCUGGUGCUGGAGUUCCUGAUGGGCGGAGCUUAUCGCUGUAACUACACCAGGAAAACCUUCAGGACGCUCUACAACAACCUGUACGGACUCAAGCGGCCCAAAGCUCUGAAACUUCUUGGCAUGGAGGACGAUGAACCGCGACAAAAGGGUAAAGGAAAGAAAACCAAGAAGAAAGAGGAGGAGGUCGACAUUGACGUGGACGACCCCGAGGUCAGCAGGUUCCAGUACCCCUUCCACGAGCUGAUGGUGUGGGCAGUUCUCAUGAAGCGGCAGAAGAUGGCGCUGUUCUUGUGGCAGAGGGGUGAGGAGGCCAUGGCCAAAGCUCUGGUGGCCUGUAAAUUGUACAAAGCCAUGGCUCACGAGUCGUCUCAGAGUGAACUGGUGGACGACAUCUACCAAGACCUGGAGAACAACUCAAAAGAGUUUGGUCAGCUGGCGUAUGAGCUUCUGGACCAGUCGUACAAACGUGAUGAGCAGGUGGCCAUGAAGCUCCUGACCUACCAACUGAAGAACUGGAGCAACUCCACCUGCCUCAAACUGGCCGUGGCCGCGAAACACCGAGACUUCAUCGCUCACACCUGCAGCCAGAUGCUCCUCACGGACAUGUGGAUGGGCUGUCUGCGCAUGGGCAAAAGCAACAGCCUCAAGGUGAUUUUGGGCAUCAUCUUCCCUCCGUUCAUUUUACUCAUGGACUUUCGUCUCGGAGAUGAGUCUUCCAGUGAGGAGCCCAAAGGCAAAGAUGAAGAUAACAAGUCCAACAAGGAUGCAGUGUCAAACGUUGACACCACCUCUAAAAAAGGAGAUGAAGAGGAGGACCCAAAGGCCCAUAAGAAGAGAGUUCCAAUUGGGAAGAAGAUUUAUGAGUUUUACAACGCGCCGUUCACAAAAUUCUGGUUCAACACUAUCUCGUACCUGGUUUAUCUGAUGCUCUACAACUACAUCAUCCUGGUGAAGAUGGAGCGAUGGCCGUCUCUUCAGGAGUGGAUCGUCAUCUCUUACAUCAUCACCCUGGGCCUCGAGAAAGUCCGACAGAUCCUGAUGUCGGAGCCGGGGAAGCUGAAGCAGAAGAUAAACGUGUGGCUGGAGGAUUACUGGAACAUCACGGACCUGGCCGCCAUCUCCACCUUCCUCCUGGGGCUGUUGCUACGGUUACAGGCCGAACCCUACAUGGGCUACGGCCGCGUCAUCUACUGCGUGGACAUCAUCUUCUGGUACAUCCGGGUGCUCGACAUCUUCGGAGUCAACAAGUACCUGGGCCCCUAUGUCAUGAUGAUCGGGAAAAUGAUGAUAGACAUGCUGUACUUCGUGGUGAUCAUGCUGGUGGUCCUGAUGAGUUUCGGCGUGGCGAGACAGGCCAUCCUGCACCCGGACGAGGAGCCCACGUGGCGCCUGGCGAGGAACAUCUUCUACAUGCCGUACUGGAUGAUCUACGGAGAGGUGUUUGCGGACUCCAUUGACCUGUACGCCAUGGAAAUUAACCCCCCGUGUGGUGAGAACAUGUACGACGAGGACGGGAAGAAGCUGCCGCCCUGUAUCCCCGGGGCCUGGCUCACUCCCGCCAUCAUGGCCUGUUACCUGCUCGUGGCCAACAUCCUCCUGGUGAACCUGCUCAUCGCCGUCUUCAAUAACACGUUCUUCGAGGUGAAGUCCAUCUCUAACCAGGUGUGGAAGUUCCAGAGGUACCAGCUGAUCAUGACGUUCCACGACCGGCCCAUCCUCCCUCCUCCUCUCAUCGUGUUCCCCCACAUCUACCUCACGCUCAGGAGGAUCUGCUGCCGCUGCCGUCCCCGCAAGGCAGAGGGCGACCACGACGAGCAUGACCGAGGACUGCAGCUGGUGCUGAGCCCAGAGGAGCUGAAGAGUUUGUAUGAGUUCGAGGAGCAGUGUGUGGAGGAAUAUUUCAGGGAGAAGGAGGACGAGAAACAGUCCUCCAACAACGAGCGCAUCCGGGUCACAUCUGAGAGGGUGGAGAACAUGUUCAUGCGUCUGGAGGAGGUGAACGAGAGGGAGCACUCCAUGAAGGCCUCCCUGCAGACCGUGGACCUGCGCCUGGGUCAGCUCGAGGAGUUCUCCGGGCGAAUGAUGAACGCUCUGGAGAAACUGGCCGGGAUAGACCGCUCCCAGCUGGUCCGCUCCAGAUCCAGAGACUCGUCCGUCUGCGACCCCUCGGCCCUGAUGAGACACGGGAGCAUCAACAGCUCGGACGGGUACAGUCUGUACAGGUACCAACUCGAGACGGACGACAAGGGGACGGUCGCCACGGAGACGGAGGAGAGGAAGAGUCAGCUCAGUCCGGAGAGGAGAGGUCCAACAGAGAAAGGCACAGGUGCAGCCGAGCCCAGUGCUGCGGUGAAGGAGUUUGGCACGACUCUGGAGGUGAGCGGGCAGAAGGAGCGAAGACCCUCUGUAUCUUCUAACGUGGACAUCCUGAUCACACCCAGCGAAUCAGAACCCCCGAAACCAGACCAAGACCAAGACCAAGACCAGCCCACUCUGAGUCCUGAUCCAACCCAAACGACGCCAACGACUGCAGACAAACCCAAACUGGAGGCUACCACUUCAUACCCCCUCGAAAAAGCCAAAGUUAUGCAAUUUUUAUCAUCUCCGUCUUUCACCUCUCCUCCCGCUCGAAGAAGAGCCAUGAGCAACCAAUGGGCAACUAGUUUUACAAUGGAGCAGGGGUCCAAAUCUCCCAUCGUGCACCGCUGGGGGUCAGAACACAAAAAAGUGCACCCCUGUUCGACUUUGGGGCAAGCUUCGGCAGUUUCGGUGGAGAAAUUCGAGAUACGAAGCAGUGACUCAAAACAAGGAGAAGAGGAGGACGAUGAGGACGAGGAGGAGAGGAGGUACCCGGUGCUCAGGUCCAAAAGUCUGAACGAAAAACCGAGAAAGAAGAGAAAAGAGGAAGGAGAGAAGCCGCGUGGGGCGAGCAGCGUCAAAGAUCUGGUGUCUGCGUUUAGCUCCAGGACUGAGGGACAACCAGACUCAUGA
Messenger RNA from Boleophthalmus pectinirostris (great blue-spotted mudskipper), 3630 nucleotides. Its product is annotated as transient receptor potential cation channel subfamily M member 1. Gene Ontology annotation, cellular component: membrane. Lineage: Eukaryota; Metazoa; Chordata; Actinopteri; Gobiiformes; Gobiidae. Bases 1 to 3630 code for a protein of 1209 amino acids. Gene Ontology annotation, biological process: protein tetramerization; calcium ion transport into cytosol. Gene Ontology annotation, molecular function: calcium channel activity. The transcript has 21 exons. The record is from RefSeq and is a predicted model, not a curated record.